AUGGCACAACAACCUCGUUCUCGUUCCCUCUCACCUCCUGGACUCAGCGGCUCCACGGCGCCUGUCACGCCUUCUCCGCUGCGGUUCUCAACGACUCCGAGCUCAAAUGGACACACACCACCAGACUAUGUUCGUCGGCCCCAUAACAAUCGCGAUGACCAGGAUGAAACGCAACAAAUACCUCUUUUGCCUAUCUCACCUGCUUCACCACCAGGGCAAGAAACGGAGGGGCCACCACAUGCAGAUGAUGUUAAAGACGAUGAGAACCCACUAUACGUAGACCCUUUUGCUAGGCCUGGAGGCUUUGUCUGGCGGAGGAGCCAGCAUCGACCGCCAUACCUCUCUUUGUCUGAGGCCAUCUACGAUGAUUCCCAGCCGGAGUUCGAUGCAAUGAAACUCUACCGCAAUUUUUUCUCCGAUCCCGUCAAGGAUUCGAUCUCCAAGCCACAAACUAAAACUCCUUCUUUAUACCCGAGAGGCCUUCCCAAGCCGGCGAAAAAACAUCCUUUUGCGCAGGGCUUCGAGCCCCCAAGAUGGAGAUUGUUGUGGAUUCAUGUUGGACUCUGCUUACUUGCGUACCCGUUCCUCUUGAUUUUCGUUAUCCUGGCCAGGGGAAGGUCACUGUUUUGGGCGCGAUUCUUUGUUGGUGUUGGUUCGGGGUUGGUUGGGUUUUCUCUGGGACUUAGUUUGUUGAGGCUGGGCAGAGGGAUUCUGGAGGCAUCUGCUUGGGCAACUGUCAUUCAUGUAUCGCGUGUCGUAGACCGCCCUGGGAUGAGGUUGAAGGAUCUUGUGACGCACUCUGACAAUUGGACAAGCGCAUGGUCCGCCUUCCGUUUGCUUUGGGAUAGACAAAACUAUCGCGGAACAGAUAGAGAUAACCGAAGGAGUUACGACUCACGACCUUGGUCUCUCUUCAUAUUUUUCUUUCUUGGUCUCGUUUACCUUGCGGGAUCAUUGCCGUUUAUUCUUUCCCGUUUGGUAAACAUUGAAACACAUGUUCAGCUACAAGACCAGAAUUACAAUGAAGUGACGGUCAUGGGCGCACUUUCAGCUGAUGAUCUUUCACGAGCGAACAAUGUUCAAAGCAUCUUUCAGAAUCGUCAACUCGCGUGGACGUUGUCCCCGUCCUCAUUGCAUGGCGGUGUGCCUCCCGCCGUUUCGUUCUUCUGGGAAAACACCGCAGUUUUCUUUGCCGAGAUCAUUCCCGAACAACUUCGCCCAAAUGGAACCGGUCUUGGGACUUUCGAUGACAAAACUACCAUGACAUCUAUCGACCCUGAUGAUCCUGUCUUCAACCAGACAGCGCCUGCUCUGAAUGUUGACCCUGGUUCAGUGUUGCGCUUUCCUCGUUGGGGUAUUAGAAUAAGUUGCGCGAAGAUACCGGAUGGAUAUGCGAACAUCGUUCCGUUUUCUGAGACGGAUAUGUCGUACCUUUUCACUCCGAGAGAGGUCCUUCGUCCCCUCUUCUCUCAUUUGGGCAGGGAUUUCCCUCGAAACCUUGAACAGCCGUACAACUUCAGCGCGUUGGUUGAUCCUCUGGAUUCUUUGCCUGAGGCCCUCAACAUGAGUGGCAUUGCUCUGGGAGCCAAGUUCUGGAAUGACGGCAUGGCUUAUAACAUGGGGACCACGCCUUUGAGCACUGGUGAAGAUGGCGCUGGCUUCGUCACGCUAGAAAACAUUUUUGUUAGGCUAAAUACGACUUUUGCACCUGAAGGUAGCUUUAGUCGUCUCGGCGAUGUCAGCAUUCCCGACGUAAAUGGAGCACCUACUUUCAUCGGUUUCGACGCCGCCGUUUGUCUUGAGCUGUACGAACCAUGGGUGGUGGAAUUGUAUAAUAGCUCCGUCGCAUACCCAAACUCUUUGCGGAUCGUGGACAAAGCGGCGGCGAUGUCGACUCACCAGCGAGCAGAGAAAACGCUUGCCACGGACCCUUCCGUUGAGCGGCAGUUGUUGUCGUCGAAUUACCCCACCGUGUUUACGAUUGCUCACCAGAGUAGUAUCAACCAGAUUUUGAAGGAUAACGGGCGUCAUACGACCUAUGCCCCAUCAGCAACUCUCCUUUCGUACACAGGCCGCAAUGGGCCUAAUGGGUAUACAUCACUCUCGGAAACCCUCUAUGCCCAAGCUAGAGCAAUGGCCGACGCUAGAAACGUUUUACCCUAUUUUGCAGGGUCAGGCCUCCUCUUAGCUUUCCAAUAUCCGGAUAGCAUUGUGACCAGCGUUGCGAUUUUCACUGUCCCUUUCGUCGUCACCCUCAUCAUAGUCUGCCUGGUUGGGGUUCUCGCUGCAUUGUUUGUUCCGAGGCUUCCGUUGUCCGUGCCUCGUCGAGGGUUCGGGUUGUACUCGUGGGUUGCAGCGUUUUACGCCAAGGAAUUCGUCAGUGAACGAACGCCGGGAAUUGAGAAGAAUAUGGAUUUGGAAGAGAUUGAGGAUCAAAUUGGUGCAGUUCGAUUUCGGUAUGUCAGUUGA
This is a messenger RNA of Laccaria bicolor S238N-H82, 2469 nucleotides long. RefSeq lists its product as uncharacterized. The record is from RefSeq and is a predicted model, not a curated record. Lineage: Eukaryota; Fungi; Basidiomycota; Agaricomycetes; Agaricales; Hydnangiaceae. The transcript is spliced from 12 exons. The coding region runs from base 1 to 2469 and encodes 822 amino acids.